AUGACGGAUAGCGACGAGGAAGCGAUGGCUCUGUCUGAGGACGAGGAGCACGAGAGAAAUACAAAGCGUGCGCGCACUGGGGAACCUGCCACGACGGUCGACCCUUCACCAGCGCCCAAAUGGUCCAAUCCGGAUCCCUACACUGCUCUUCCCCCUCCCGCUACCACCGAAGGGACUGCGAAGCGUACCGACGUGCUGAAACUUAUUCGAAAAGCGCGCAUUGAGUCUUCUCGAAACCCAGGACUUGUCGCCAGUGCGGACGACUUCAUUUCAUUCGAGGCAGAUGAACCCCAUGCCGAAGAUUCAGGACCAAUCUUGCCUCCUCCAGAAUCUCCUCCUCCACCGCCUUCAGACUCAAUUCCUCUACCAUCCUCCGACUCUAUUCCUCCACCGCCUUCCGAACCUAUUCCUCCACCGCCUUCCGACUCUAUUCCUCUACCUCCUCCAGAUUCUAUUCCUCCAACCCCUCUAGACUCGCCUCAAGACCGGUCCGUGGAUGUAGAGGUGGCGGAAGAGAGCGCCGCCGUCCCAGAAGAUAAGGUGCUUGGAAAACGAAAGAGAGGACAGACUAUUGGAAGCCAGUCCCCGGGAAGAGCGUCACGUAAUAAGGCUUCUGGGGACGUCAUGGUACAACAGCGGUGGGCAGUAGUACAAGGCGUGAAUCCGGCACCUUGGCUUACUGCGUCCGACGGCACUGAUAUUCCUGGCAUUGCGCUACACAAGGAAAUCAUUGACUUCUAUCACUGGAUCAAGCCUAAGGCUUACGAGCAGCAAGUGCGUGACAGUGUCUUUCAGCGCCUUAGUAGCGACCUGCAAAAGUGCAUGCCUGGUGAACUCAAGGCUUUCGGGUCCUACGCCGCUGGAUUAUACCUGCCAACGGGCGACAUGGAUCUGGUCUACUUUACACGUGGCUAUAGACGUGGACAACUUCCAACGAAAGAUGAAGGCAGAAGACUCCUGUCUAUAUUUGCCAAGUUUCUUCGGACCAAGAACAUGGCGAAACCUGGCUCGGUGAUUACCAUCCCCUUUGCAAAGGUUCCCAUCAUCAAAUUCGUUGAUAGAAUCAGUGGCCUUAAGGUGGACCUCUGUUUCGACAACGAUUCUGGUGUUGCUGCUGUGGAAACUUUCCAGAAAUGGAAGAAAGAGUAUCCGGCCAUGCCCAUUAUCGUGGCUAUUGUCAAACAAUUUCUCAUGAUUCGCGGCCUCAAUGAUGUGGCUACUGGCGGGUUAGGCGGCUUCUCUACCAUAUGUCUAGUUACGAGCCUGCUUCAACAUAUGCCACCCACAAAACAACGCUUGAAUCUAGGGGAAGUCUUGCUGGAGUUUUUCAAUCUUUACGGCAACGUCUUUGACAAGAAUUCUGUUGGGAUCCGACUCGACCCGCCAGCAUAUGUCGAUAAGAGUUCCUACAUGCCUUAUGCUUUCAAGGAUAAAGAUGGCCGGCUGACCAUUGUCGAUCCAAAUCGUCCCGAUAAUAAUAUCUCCGGCGGCACACGCUUGAUCGACAACAUCAUGGCAUGUUUCUCCUCGGCACAUCGCACGCUCUUGGAUCAACUCAACGAAUAUGAGCAGCGAGUACUUCAUGGACAGCCUCAGAGUCUGCUGGAGUGCCUGAUCGGCGGCAACUUUACCUUGUACGAGACCCAGAGACAGACGUUGCUCAACCUAUCCACAGCCUCCACAAAUGUUCCAUUGGCCACAGCUGGGCACCUCCCUCCUCCUCAUCCUCUGGUUGUCAAUGCAGCAGUUCCUGGGCCCAAGAAGGGAAAGAACAAGCCAUCCGGUGGCGCUCAGAAGGAGUCGGACACGAAGAUGCAGGAUGCUCCGUCGUCGAGCGAAAGCUUACAGACUCCAACCUCGAAGAAGCUCAGCAAGGGCGAAAGAAGAGCUAACCGACUGAGACGCCUUCGGCCUGAGUUGGCCUCGUCAAUUGGCAAAACCAUUAGCCGACAACAAGCCGUCACACUGGGAGGCUACAAAACCCCAGAGGCCAUGGAAAGAGAUCUUCAAAGCAGAGAAGCUGCCUCACAGAAGGCCGCAGCUAAGGCAAAAUGA
This is a messenger RNA of Exophiala dermatitidis NIH/UT8656, 2055 nucleotides long. RefSeq names its product DNA polymerase sigma subunit. The transcript has 4 exons. Gene Ontology annotation, cellular component: nucleolus; TRAMP complex. Gene Ontology annotation, biological process: RNA 3'-end processing. The record is from RefSeq and is a predicted model, not a curated record. Bases 1 to 2055 code for a protein of 684 amino acids. Gene Ontology annotation, molecular function: mRNA binding; poly(A) RNA polymerase activity. Lineage: Eukaryota; Fungi; Ascomycota; Eurotiomycetes; Chaetothyriales; Herpotrichiellaceae.